Molecule: messenger RNA, 657 nt
Organism: Miscanthus lutarioriparius
Lineage: Eukaryota; Viridiplantae; Streptophyta; Magnoliopsida; Poales; Poaceae
Source: the annotation of a GenBank genome assembly
AUGGAGGCGUCUUCCUGGGACGCCCUUCGCAAGCAGGCAAGGAGGUUGGAAGCUCAGUUAGAUGACCAAAUGAUUGCAUACCGUAAACUGGUUUCUAUGAAAUCAGAUGGUUCAGAGAACGAUAUCGAGUCUGAUAUAGAAAGAUCGCUGAAGCAGUUACAGCAAGUAAAUUCGCAAAUGCAAACGUGGGUAUCAUCAGGAGGUUCUGAAGUUCUUUCUCAUACUCUGACUCGUCAUAUGGAGAUUUUGCAAGACCUUACUCAGGAAUUCUAUCGGCUUCGAUCAAGUCUCAGGGCGAAACAACAACAUGCUUCUCUCCUUGACUUGAGAGAUUUUGACAGAGCAAAGUUUGAUGUUGAAGAUCCAUCAGACUCAGCUGAUCAAGCUCUUCUCAGGGAACAAGCUGCGAUUGGCAGGAGUACUGGACAGAUGGACAACGUGAUAUCACAAGCUCAGGCAACGCUAGGUUCUCUCAUGACUCAACGGUCAACAUUUGGUGGCAUCACUACAAAGAUAAGCAACGUCAGCAGCCGUCUUCCAACAAUUAACCACGUUCUCUCGUCUAUCAGAAGGAAGAAAUCCAUGGACACUAUCAUUCUUUCGCUCGUUGCAUCUGUCUGCGUGUUUCUCAUCUUCAUCUACUGGCUGUCGAAGUAG